Girardinichthys multiradiatus is the source of this 6879-nucleotide messenger RNA. Its product is annotated as interferon-induced very large GTPase 1-like. Bases 68 to 5968 code for a protein of 1966 amino acids. Lineage: Eukaryota; Metazoa; Chordata; Actinopteri; Cyprinodontiformes; Goodeidae. Gene Ontology annotation, molecular function: GTP binding. The transcript has 12 exons. The record is from RefSeq and is a predicted model, not a curated record.
UAAAAAGAAAGCAAGGCAGCUGCUGAAGGCUACUGUUUCAGAGAGAGCACAGGAAGGUUUCAGAGUCAUGAAUAGUCAUGAUGCUCAACACUCGAAGAGAGACAAAAACGUACAAGGAGAGGCUGAGAAUACGUCCUCAUCAACAGGAAGCAAUGCAGUGACUCCUGAACUCACUCUUGUGUUAAUUGGAAACAAAGAUUCCAUUGAGAUUGGAUCAAAAAACAUCUUACUUGACCAUGACAAGGAGAUACAUGUGAAAGAGUUUUCAUCCAGACUAUAUGACCUCUUUGCUCGUCAGAUCUCAUUAAUUAACAUGCUCGGGUUUCCAAAUAUUGAAAAAGUUCCAGUAAUUAAAGACGAUCAUGCCUUUAUCUUACUGAUAUCAAAUGGACUGCAUGACAGCCAAUACACUUCUGGAAUGCAGUGGUUAGAAAGGAAAAUUGGGAAGGAGCACAGUUCUUAUGUAAUGACAGUUAUGACUCAUGACUCAGAUGACAUUUGUGAAAGUGCACUUCAGGACCUGAAAGCAAAGAGCAGUUUUUCUGAAAAAAGAUACCAUACAUGUACAAGAAGUAUGAUGGAUGAAAAUGAGAUAAUAGCUCUUUUGGAAAAGAUAGAUGACAUGGUCUCUGAAAAUAGACAGAUGACUGAAGGACAAGAAGCCCAUCAUGAAGCAUUAAGGACAGUUAAAGAGACAGAGACUGAUAAUACAUUUGAGGAUGCUGUUGAAGACUUCAAGAAGGAUGACAACUGCAAAGCCAGACAGGCAGAAGUCAGUCCUGGACAAUAUCAACCAACAGACAAAGAUUUCACAGGACAAAGGAAGAAGGGUGAAACUAAAUUAAAGACAACUCUUGGUGAAGACUCAGAGAUGAAUGAUGACAGCCGAGAACUGCACAAGGAAGGACAAAAGAAGGAAGGCGGAAUGGAUAUUAGCAAGGAAAAUGUUGGUGGUAAAGGCUCAGAAAUUAAUAAUAAACACACAGGAGAAAAGUCUGAAAUCAACACUGCUUCAUGUGAACUAAGCCAGGAAAGUAACAUUUUACAACAUCCAUCCACACCACCACCCACCCACUCCGGUGACAAUGUGGAUGAGAACAAAGAAAAGCCAUUAUGCAACUCUUCUGAGGAAAAAAGAAAAAUAUCACCACAAGAGCCCGAAAUGCUGUUUAAAAGACUUAAACUUCAGGACAAAUGUCAGACAAAGUGGUCACCAAAAGAAUUUAUCCAAAUAGGUCGACCUGUAAAACAGACUAAUGAAAUAUCUGAGAAAGAUCUAGCUUAUGCUUUUCUUCAGAGGUUAAUGAUGUUAGAUCAUAGAGCCAGAUACAUCCCUGUGAAGCAAAAAAAGUUGGAUGCAAGCAAUUCACAGGCUGUUCAUAUGUCCAAAAGUGAGGAUACAGAUGAUGAUGAUUUAGACGCUCUUUACAGCACCAACACUGAGUCAGGUCAGUCACAAGAGAACCAAGUGCACCCAAUGGAUGUUCAAAUGGCUGUGUUUCACUGCUCUGACAGCUUCCUUAAACAGAAAAUGAUCACAAAGCUGUCACAGUGUCAGUAUGCCUUACCACUGCUGGUUCCUGAUCUUGUCACAACAAAUAUUGUAUGUCCUCUGUGGACGUUCAGACAGAUAACAAAAACAUGGAAAACAAGCACAACAAAAGAUAAUUCAACCACUGUCACCAUGAAGAGCAUGCCAGUCUACAACGCUGAGACUCCCAUGGUUUCAUUUUUCCGACUAGGCUCCAUGUCUUUGUCCAAAUCUCAGCUGAUGAACGCCUUGAUCAAUGACCGCCACAACACGUUCUUCCACAGAAACUGCCCAGGAAGCACCAAAUCUCGUCAUUUAAUGGAUGGUGUGGCAGAGAUUGCCUGGUACUGCCCUGCAGGAAAACCCAAUGAUUUCUUUUUGGACUGCAUUGCCUUCUGCAAUCUUCAUGGGGAUUCUCUAGCAAUUGUAAAGCAGCGUGAAAUACUCACUGAAAUGUCUUCUGUCAUUGUUGUUCUUGUACCAACUUUGGAAAAAAACCAUGAAAGUAGUGCAGUCAUUUCAAUGCUUUAUAAGUCUUCGAAGCCUCUGAUUAUUCUCAGUGCUGACAACGAGUGUAGUGCAGUAGAGAUGAAACCACAAAAAUACAAACUGGGUCUGAAAGAAAGAAGCCAGUCUGAUGUUCCUGAAGAACUAAAAAAGAUUAUAAGAAGCAUAUUGUCUAGACCCCAGACAUCCUUCCAGCUUAAAACUAUGGCUAAGGUCUCUGGAGUCAGAGUGGAUGAAGAUAUGGAGGUCUGCCAGAACGGGAAAUCUGCUGCCAUGGAACUAGUUAAAUUGAUUGAAAGGAUGGAUGUUUCUGAAAUAAAAGAGAAAUUUCUUCCCUGCCAAGGCCAACUUUGGUACGAGUGGUGCAAAAUCAAUAAAGAAUUAUAUCAUCUAAAGGGACACAUUGAGAAAGAAAUGGUCCAGAAGAGGCAACAGCUGAAAGAAAUACGACAGAAACAGUGCAACAUGUCCAAUAAUGAAAUGAUGAGAUUGUUCACUGAGAGCCUUGAGCGUUUGCCACCAAACGACAGAGAAUACUUCCUAAAAUGGACUCAGAUCCUGAUAGAUGCCCUCUCCAAAGAUGAUCUUUCUUCAAUUCUGCAAAGCUAUGAUGAAACAUGGUCAGAGGUCUUGGUUCUAAAGAACAAACAUGAAAAAUCUGCUCAAUUAAAUGAAAAACAAGCUGAGCUAGAACAUUUAUCAAAAAAGCUUCAAUCAGCAACAUUUGGUCUGGAACACCUUUUCAGAGAAAUGGGACAAAUCUAUGAAGCCCAUAAAUUUCUGGAGAGACCAUCACUGGGUCGACAGACUGAAUGGACUAAAUACCCUGAGCUGGCUGCAGAUCUGAUGAUAAAAGGACACCCAAUGGAGCUGAUGGAUGGUGAUGCAGGUCAUGUGCCUUUAUUAUGGAUCUCUAGUCUUUUAAAGGAAGUCAUCAAGAAAUUGGGUGACCAGAAAGUCUUUGUGUUGUCAGUUUUGGGUGUACAAAGCAGCGGAAAGUCAACGAUGUUGAACGCCAUGUUUGGAUUGCAGUUUGCAGUGAGUGCUGGGAGGUGCACCAAGGGUGCCUACAUGCAGCUGGUUAAGCUGUCAGAGGAAAUCAAGAAAGACUACAAGUUUGAGUAUGUUCUAGUUGUAGACACUGAAGGACUGCGUGCUCUUGAGUUAGCAGGUAAUGCUACCCUUCAUCAUGACAAUGAACUUGCAACAUUUGUUGUUGGUUUGGGAAACAUGACAUUGAUCAACAUCUUUGGUGAGAAUCCAGCUGACAUGCAAGAUGUCCUGCAGAUUGUUGUGCAGGCUUUCAUGAGGAUGAAGAAGGUAAAGCUUUCUCCAAGUUGUGUGUUUGUUCAUCAGAAUGUCACAGAUAUUUCAGCAGUAGAGAAAAACAUGGACGGAAAAAGACGCCUGCAGGAAAAACUGGACAAGAUGGCUCAACUGGCUGCCAAAGAGGAAGUGUGUGAUGUUGAGUGCUUCAGUGAUGUCAUUGCAUUUGAUGUGCAAAAAGACGUGAAAUACUUUGCUCAACUAUGGGAGGGAAGUCCACCAAUGGCUCCUCCAAAUCCAGGGUAUAGUGAGAGUGUCCAAGAACUGAAGGCAGUCAUCCUGUCUAAGGCCUCACACUCUACCGGGAUCCUUCUGUCACAUUUCAAUGCCAAAAUUCAGGACCUGUGGAACGCCUUGAUGAAUGAACACUUUGUUUUUAGCUUCAAAAACACCCUAGAAAUUGCAGUUUACAGAAAACUUGAAGCUCAGUAUGGGAACUGGACUUGGGCCCUGAGGAGUGAGAUGCUUAACAUUGAAAAUCAACUUUAUCCCAGAAUUGAAAAAGGUCAACUGGACAAAGUUGACAAAGUUUACCUUGAAAAACAAAUGAGCAAAAAAUAUACUGAAAUAACAAAAGCUAUUGUGGCUUAUUUCGAAGAUGACAAAGACAAAGAAAUGUUGGUUCAGUGGCGAAGUCGAUUUGAGAUCAAAAUCGACGAGUUUCAUGAGGAACUCGUUAGAGAUGUGAAAAGAAAACUGGAUGAACUUAUCCAGCAGAAUAAUGCUCGAAAAAAGUUUGACAACAAGAUGACAGAGUUUGAAAACAACCUGCUCCAGAAGAGCAAAGAGCUCGCUCACCUGUUAAAAUGCACUGAUGCAGAUGUAGAGGAACUAAAAGGACAGUUCAACACUGUUUGGAGUCUCUGGGUUAAGGAAUUAACGUCAGAUACAAAGCCCAUUGAGAACAUAAGCUUGGAUGAAGAUCAGUGUAAUGUCCUUGGAGGUCUUGGUGUUGAAUCUUCCUUCAUUAUUGAGUCAAAACAGUCCAAGAAAUACAAAAAUCUGUCAGAAACUGGAAACUACUGUUGUUAUAGAACCCCUAAGAAGUCUGAAAAACUCUACGAAGAGAGCCAACAAUCUCAGAAAAACAAGAAUAAAGCAGACAGAGACACAGGCAAACAAAGCAAAAUUUUUGACAUUGCCCGAAAAUUUAUGGGAAUGGCAUCAACAACACAACAAGAGCAACAACACAAAUCAAAGAAUUCAUUUCAGCACGAAGAACAGGAAAUGAUUAGAUUGUUCAUUAAUCAAGUUGAACAAGAAUGUCUGAAAGUUAUGAAGGACAAACCUGUUGCAACAAGAGGUUACUCAUCAACCUACUUGGAGGAACUUGCCAAACAUGUUAAACAGAGAGUCACAGAGUUUGAAUCAGGGAGGAAAUAUACCUUCAAGAAGGAGUUUACUGUUGAUCUUUUACUGUACGUGUUUGACAGAGCAGAAAGUUGGCUCUUACAGUCCCACAAGACAUACAAAGAUAACAAUGAUGUGUUCACUUAUUUGGACAGUAAGGAAAAGGAAUAUUACAACAUUUUCAGAAGCUUCUGCAAAGGAAGCUCAUCUGUUGUUGUGUUUGGAGAAAUUAUGUGUGAAAAUCUCAAAGUCUCUGCUGUUGAAGCUGUCUAUAACAAGACUGGGGUUGGUAUUGCUGGAGAGAUGGUGUGCAAUUUCUCAGCAUUCAGUGGGAACAGACUGAACUUAGAGAAACAUGUGUUGGCAUCUCUGGCAGAGAAAGAAGACUUCAACAGUUUCAUCACCUACAUCCGAAAUCCAAGGAAGCAAGUAGAGGCUUUUAUUAAAGAAGAAGUGGAGAAAUACAUGUUUGCUACACAGAAAGGUAAAGCCCAGACUAUUCUCAACAAAAAUGUAGAAGACAUCACCAGGCUUGUCAGUCAGGCUCUGUUUGGGGCAACAGAUGAAGUCAAAAAGAAGAAAGGAGACAUAGAAAUGUGGGUAGAGAAAUUUUCCAGUAAAUUAGAACCAAACUUGACACUUGAUACCAUUAGUUGUCAGAACUUCAGUGACAUAAACAAUUUUGACUUUCUUAAAGAAGAGAUAGAAAAAGGCCUCAAAAACAUCAGAAGCGAGAUGAACAGUCUCUCCCUGAAUAAGGUGAAUGAAUGCAGGCAGAAGCCUGAACAAAUCCUCAUUGAUCAGCUGUGUAACUGCUGCUGGGAACGGUGUCCAUUCUGUGCUUCUGUUUGCACCAACACUCUGAAGGACCACAGUCCUGACAAGCACAGUGUUCCUUUUCAUCGACCCUCUGGAAUUAAAGGUUGGCAUGGAAGAGGAACAGUUGAUCUGGUCAUUGAUUUCUGCACCACAUUAGUUGCAAGUGACAGAAGAUUUUACCCAGAACAUGACUCAGAGAAGACCGUUCCUUAUAAACAGUAUCAAACUGCUGGAGAAAAAUAUGCUUCAUGGAGCCUUACAGCUGAUGCCUCUAUGCUGGCCUACUGGAAAUGGUUUAUCUGCCACUUUCAAGAGGAACUGGAAGACUAUUAUAACUUGAAAUUUCAGGGUUGGGGAGAAAUUCCUCAGCAAUGGAAACACCUCAGUAAGAAAGAUGCCAUUGAAAGCCUAAAUGAAAUGUGUAGUCCGAGAUAAAAGUGCAACUGUUCACAAAAUCUAAUCUCAUUCCUAAAGUUGUAGCUCUGCUUCCAAACAAUAAGCUAAAAUACUGAAGAAUCUGCAAAAUGAAUGGACAAACAUAUGAUUACCUUUAGUUUGUACGUCUUGAUUGAUUUUUACUUUAAGGUAAAGAUCAUUGAAAUGGCUUUAAGCAAACAUCUAUAUGUUUUACCUCAUAUUAGUCUUCAAUCUUUGUUUUUAAUCUUAUUUCAAAUAUUUCAGUUACCCAAUGAUGGCAUUUAUGAAGUCAUCUUUGAAAUGUCAAAGUAUCAGUAAUGACAGGAUAUGAUUAAAUCAACUUAUCAUAGCAUAUUUUGUUAUAUUUGAAAAUUUGAUACAAGCAUUGUACAACCGAAAUCUUAACCCAUUUAUUUUAGAACAGCAAUGGUAACGAUAUCGAUCCUGUAAAUAAAAUCAUAAAAUAUCACAUGUGAACUUGUUGAAAGACAUGUUAAUCUUUGAUGAUCAAGAAUGUUUUUUUGUUUUUGUUUUGCACUGCUUUCUGUUUUUUCACUCAUGUUCAAGCUUUAGUUAGAUAAACUAAUUUGUUAAGCUGUUGAAUCAACAGGUUUCUCAACAUUUUAGGAAAUGUGAGAAUAUAUUUUUGUUCUUUACCAUUUUGAUCAUGUUGUGCCAUGUUAGAGAAAAACAAAGCUAGAGCUAAGUGAUCUUCAGUUUUUGUAACAGAAAACAGAUCUUUGCAACAGAUCUAAAAUGUAUUUUUUGUCUUGAAAUUAAUGCAUGAAUAGACUUAGUGUCAUAUCUUAUCAUUUAAAAUGUGUGUCAUGAGACUUAACGCGACAGAGAACAAAUAAUGUUUUAGCAGUAAAAAUGUAUUGAUUAUAACUGGUAUUAAAUUAAAUGACAAAUUAGAUUAGCAAAAAUAA